Myxocyprinus asiaticus (Chinese sucker) is the source of this 4349-nucleotide messenger RNA. Its product is annotated as glutamate receptor ionotropic, NMDA 3B-like. Gene Ontology annotation, biological process: monoatomic ion transport; ionotropic glutamate receptor signaling pathway; synaptic transmission, glutamatergic. The transcript has 9 exons. The record is from RefSeq and is a predicted model, not a curated record. Gene Ontology annotation, cellular component: postsynaptic membrane; plasma membrane. Bases 143 to 3553 code for a protein of 1136 amino acids. Lineage: Eukaryota; Metazoa; Chordata; Actinopteri; Cypriniformes; Catostomidae. Gene Ontology annotation, molecular function: transmitter-gated monoatomic ion channel activity involved in regulation of postsynaptic membrane potential; NMDA glutamate receptor activity.
GUAGACGGAAUGGUUGCAGUAGCAUCUUAACCGAGGCUUCUUUAGCGUGCGCGUAAAACCCAUUAAGGACUUGACAAACUGGACAAGAAUAGAGCGAUGCCAUCUUGUGACGAAACCUCAAUCCAGUUGCGAAAGGAGCAGGAUGAAUUUAAUGCUCACCAGAUUGUUGGCAUUCCUUCACGUCGGGCUCCACGUCGCUCUCCAAAUGUUUAUUUACCCUUGCCAUCUGCAUCCCCAGCCUUGUCACAUCCUGGCGCGCAUUGGACACACAGUGCGCUUGGGUGCGCUCCUGCCGACCCGUCAGCAGUCCAGGAUACAUGGCGCCCUCAACCGCGCCCUGAUCCACCUUCGGCAAAGUGGGAACAACUUCUUGCCGUACAACCUGAGCUUGGAAGUGUUAUCCCGAGAACCGCUAAAUGGCGAUCCGGAGUCCAUGCUCAGGUGCGUGUGUCAGGAUAUCGUUGUUCAAGGAGUCUCCGCUGUGCUCGCGUUCCCACAGAGCCGCGAGGAGCUCAUACAAGUGGAGUUUAUGUCCUCGUUUUUGGAAAUACCUUUCAUCAGCAUCAUUGAACAGGGCGAACCUCUUAACACACAGAACCGAUUCCAUCUGCAGAUGAUGACACGUACGCCCCCCUCAGGACUGACGGAGCUGCUGUUAGCUGUGUUGCUGAAGAGGGGCUGGAAGGGCGGGGCGGCCACUCUUUGUCCAGGAAGUGGGAACACAGGAAUGCUGGAUGAACUGGAACAGAGGGGUCAUCUGGGCCUGGAUGGAGCACACUGGCACCUUUGGGAGACUCUCAACUUGUCCAGACUAGAAACUGGAGCCACAGAGGAGGGAGAGGAGAAAGUGAGGGAGCAGAAGGUGAUGGAGCUCCUCUCUCAGCUCCUCAGCAGGACUCCUUCUGCUCCGGCCUCUUCAGUGGUUCUUUUUGGCUCUGACCCAGAAUGUAUGGCCACUGUGUUGCGUAGUGCCCAAGAGUUGAGCUUUGGGUUGCCCCCAAUUCACUGGAUAAUGGGAUACCCACUUAGUCUGGAUUCUCUACACUCCAUUGGCUCCCCCCUGGGUCUUCUGGCUUAUGGCGAGGUGAAUCGCAAGCCCCUAAACUUCUACAUAAGGGAUACUCUGCAGCUGAUUGGCAGGGCUGUGUAUGCUGCUACAAUGGUGAGACCGGACCUGGCACUUAUCCAGAAUAUGGUCAACUGCUUCGACAAGCCCAAUAAACAUGAGCUGCCCUCCUCUGGACAGUACCUUGCCCGGUUUUUGUCAAACACUUCAUUCACAGGGUUGUCAGGCCCAGUGCGAGUACAGCGCUCCCUCUCCAGGGUCCUUACCUCCCAACGUUUCCACAUCUGGAGUCUACAGAGGGACCCUCUAGGCCAGCCCAGUUGGGUGACCGUGGCAAGCUGGCAGUCGGGCCAGCUGGAAGUGGAGGAACAGGGCCUGUGGCCAGGCAUGACCAAGCACCGGGAGGAGGGCCCAGGGAUCAGGCUAGGCGGCCGCUGGCAAGCAGGGCUUCCAGUGUCAGGCAGCAGAUUGCGGGUGGUGACUUUGGUCGAGCACCCGUUUGUGUUCACACGGGAGGUGGAUGAUGAAGGCCAGUGUCUGGCAGGUCAGAUGUGCCUUGACCCUCAAACCAACAGCUCUGAAGUCCUCAACCAGCUGUUCAGAGAGCUGGAACAAACCAACAGCAGCUCACUGCCAGCUGACAUCCGUAAAUGCUGCUAUGGAUAUUGCAUUGACCUGCUGGAGAAGUUAGCAGAGGACAUGAACUUUGAGUUUGAUCUUUACAUUGUGGGUGAUGGGAAGUAUGGGGCUUGGAAAGGUGGUAGAUGGACUGGGCUGGUGGGUGACCUUCUCAGUGGUAUGGCUGAUAUGGCCGUCACCAGCUUUAGCAUCAAUUCAGCUCGUAGUAGAGUGAUAGACUUCACAAGCCCCUUCUUCUCCACCAGUCUGGGGAUCCUGGUGCGCAGCAAGGACACAGCUGCACCCAUCGGGGCAUUCAUGUGGCCCCUCCACUGGUCCAUGUGGGUGGGCAUCUUUGUGGCAUUGCAUAUCACAGCACUUUUCAUCACCCUGUACGAGUGGAACAGUCCAUUUGGCAUGACGCCGCACGGACGCAACCGCAUCAGGGUCUUCUCGUAUUCGUCUGCUCUGAACCUCUGCUACGCAAUUCUGUUUGGCCGAACUGUCGCCAGUAAAACUCCAAAGUGCUGGACAGGCCGGUUCCUCAUGAACCUUUGGGCCAUUUUUUGCCUCUUGGUUUUGUCCAGUUACACAGCCAACCUAGCAGCUGUCAUGGUGGGGGAGAAGACCUUUGAAGAGGUGUCAGGGAUUCACGAUAUCAAGCUCCAUCACCCAUCUCUGGGGUUUCGCUUCGGCACAGUUCGAGAGAGUAGUGCUGAGGACUACGUGAAGAAGAGCUUCCCUGAGAUGCACGAGUACAUGAGGCGCUUCAACAAGCCCACCACUCCAGAUGGAGUUUCUACACUCAAGACAGAUCCCCCUCAGCUAGAUGCCUUCAUCAUGGACAAGGCUCUGCUGGACUACGAGGUGUCCAUAGAUGCAGACUGCAAACUCCUGACUAUAGGAAAACCAUUUGCAAUUGAAGGUUAUGGGAUUGGGCUGCCCCAGAACUCUCCUCUUACCCGAAACAUUUCUGAAUAUGUCAGCCGCUACAAGUCUGAUGGCUACAUGGACUUGCUCCACGACAAGUGGUAUAAAGUGGUUCCCUGUGGAAAGAGGGUCUUUGCUGUGACAGAGACUCUACAGAUGGGUAUCCAGCAUUUCUCGGGGCUGUUCGUGCUGUUGUGUGUGGGGGUGGCGGGUGCUUUACUCACUCUGCUGGGGGAGCACGCUUUCUUCAGAUUCAUCCUGCCUCACCUCCGCCACCAGCAGAGAUUCAAAUACUGGCUCCACACCAGUCAGAAAAUCCACCGUGCAUUAAAUAUGCGGUGCGAGGAUGAGAGGAAAUCAGAGGCUGAGAGCACAGACAGAUGUCCCACCUUGUGCCUAUCAGAAAACUGCAAUCUUCACCGCUUGCCAACACCUGCCUCUUCUUCUCCUCCACCCUCCACCUCCUCAACGUUUCCUUCCUCCUCUACAACCAAGUGGAACAAUCAGACUGCCAAGGCCGGUCGAGAGGCCAAGGAGCAUAAUAAGCGUGUCCACUUCAACCUAGAGACACUCAACAGCUAUCAACUGCAAGCUCCGUCCCCUGGACCAGACAGAGGCAGGAGGGGGCUGGUGGGCAGUCCACCUACCCAGUUGUGCUCCAACGGUGGUCCUAAUCUCAGUCUCAGUUUGGUGCUCUCACCCCCAGCCUGCUUUGGACACUCUACACCAUGGGAAGAAGAGCUCCAAGAGCUGCAAGGGAGGAUUGAGGAGUUUCGUGGCCAGCUCAGGGCCGCCCUAUCCAGGAGAGCUGAGCUCCAGCGCAGCCUGGUCAGACAAAGGCUCAGCCAGACCCAAACAGCCGCUUCCUCUAAUCCUGCUGAGCGGUCAGCCUCUUCCACCAACAAUACCCUGACCAAAGACAUCAACAGGGAGAGGUGAUGUAAGUGGCUGGACAUUCAGGAGGGUAACAGUGGAUAUGGGGGAUAAGGGACAUUCUCUCAUCUGAGAAGCCAUGCAGCCGUUUAUUCUGCCUUCCCCUUUCACACUGACUGAUGGGGAGUUAGGGAUAUAUGGAGCACUCUGUGAGAGAAUCAGCUUGUAAUACUGCAGUCUGGCUGACCUCCAGCUCAAGAGAGAAAGCAUUUGUCUGUGUGUGUGUGUGUGUGUGUGUGUGUGUGUGUGUGUGUGUGUGUGAGUGUACUUGACCUAGAACAGACACUUAAAGGCAUUGUUCACCCCAAAAUAAAUUUCUGUCAUCAUUCACUCACCCUCACCUUGUUCCACACCUGUAUGACUUUCAUUCUUCUGUGGAACACUUCUGUGGAGAUCAGGCAGAGUGACAGCCUCAGUUACCAUUCACUUUCAUUUUAUGGAAAAACUGAUGUUGAGGAUGACAGAAUUUUCAUUUUCUGGUGAACUGUCCCUUUAAUACGCCAUUCACUGCUGGCCAAGAUGAAUAUCUGCAUUAACAAACAUCCAGCGUGAAAAUAGCUUCAUUUUGUAAAUAAUUCAAUGGGAUUGCUUAAUGGGAAAGCAACAAUGGACCAAACCUAAAAUUUUGACUAUGUUACUACUUGUCUUGCUGUGUGAACUUUUCCACACUUAUAUUGUAUGAAUAGAUAUGACGUUUGCUUGUGUGUUUAAAUGGUGAUAAAGUAUGAUUCUGUUGGAGAUGUUUGACCCCUUUAGAUGUCACGGGCCAUCUGUAUUACACUGUAUAAUCUAAAUAUUAUAA